GUGACCGUCCAGCGCUACUGUUCGCCAUGAAGACCUGUGAGUCCUCCCAAGAAAACGACGCCCUGCUUGAAGUGAUCCUGUAUGCCCUCAUGGGUAUCAACAGUACAGCCGGCCACGGCGUACAAGACCCUGGUGAGUUGCAGGCUACUCUGUUGUCCAUCCUGCGGGACCUGCUGCUGGAAAGCGGCACACCGCCGCCACCCGCGUUAGAGAGACUCGUUUCACGCACCAACAGAUCCUUGCAACGCCGUCAGCGCCGACGACAGCGGGAGGCGCAGCGUCAGCAACUCCAGUUAAGAGAGGGAAGCACAGACACGCCUGACCAUGCCGCCGGCACCACUUCUGGCCACAGUUACUCUGACACCAGACUUCAUGAGUCGCCCCUCCACCAUCCUGCCCACGCCGCCCACCACUUGACACGACUGAUAGCCGUCGCACCAGACAUCCACCUGUCACAGUUGGCGUCAUACCGCCGUCCUUCUCACCUCCGCCAGGUAGUGUCGUCAACGUCUGUGUCAGAGGAACAAACACGUCGCCGCCGUCAGCACCUACAGGAGGAACAGCGUCAGCGGUGCCCCUCAGAGACCUGCCCUGAAACUGGCAACGAGGAGUGACACACAGCAGCCACUUACUGUGACCUCGCCAUAACAACAUUCUUCCCUCCUUCUAUUGCGCUUUAUUUGCUCUAUGUAAA
This is a messenger RNA of Homarus americanus (American lobster), 694 nucleotides long. RefSeq lists its product as uncharacterized. Bases 27 to 614 code for a protein of 195 amino acids. Lineage: Eukaryota; Metazoa; Arthropoda; Malacostraca; Decapoda; Nephropidae. The record is from RefSeq and is a predicted model, not a curated record. The transcript is spliced from 2 exons.